CGCUGAGGGGGAGCGGGGCGGGCUGUGGGCGGCCGAGGAGGGCGGUUCGCCCCGCGGCCGCCGGGGGUGUGUGUGGGGCGGUUCGCCCCGCGGCCGCGCCCCCCACCCCGCGGUGUAUAAGCGCCGUUCGACGGCGAGCGGGAGCGGGUCCCUCCGGGGCGGCCAUGGCGGCGCUGCGCUGCCUCCUGCUGCUGCUCUGCGGCGCCGCGCUGGGGCCCGCCGUACACCUCGACUUCGCCGAGCACCGCAGCCAGGCGGCCAAGAUCAAGGUCAACCCCCGCGGCAACCUCUGGGCCACAGGUCACUUCAUGGGGAAGAAGAGUGUCACGGGCUCCCCGCACCUGGAGUCGCCGGAGGAGCCUGCAGUGCCGAUGGUCUUCGGUCCCUCUCUCAGAGCCCUGCUGGAGGACAUGAUGGAACUGCUUACCCGCGAGCUCCUGAAAAUCCUCUUGCAAGAGAGACUUUUGGAUGAGAACCAAGGGAAAUAUGACCUCACUGACCAGGAGACAGGGCUUUUAACAAAGGUGCUGGAGAAGUAUUUUUCAAACUGAAGGAGCACGGCCGUGGAGGAUGAGGUCUGCAGGCUCGGCCACGCGUGGCAAAACGGAGGAGAGCAUCGUCCUUGUGGGUUACUGUAGCAACAUCACUUUUAUUUAUUAUUUCUGUAAUAUUGUUAAUAGUGAUUGCUUGUAUGAAAAGCAGAGCCUCCCUGUAUAUUUCCUCUGUUUUCUGGUUUCUUGAUGUCUGAUGUGCCCCUGUGAAUAAAACUGGC
This is a messenger RNA of Chroicocephalus ridibundus (black-headed gull), 772 nucleotides long. RefSeq names its product neuromedin B (gene NMB). NCBI's taxonomy places the organism in Eukaryota, Metazoa, Chordata, Aves, Charadriiformes, Laridae. Gene Ontology annotation, biological process: positive regulation of hormone secretion; neuropeptide signaling pathway. The record is from RefSeq and is a predicted model, not a curated record. The transcript has 3 exons. Gene Ontology annotation, molecular function: neuropeptide hormone activity; neuromedin B receptor binding. Gene Ontology annotation, cellular component: neuron projection. The coding region runs from base 165 to 551 and encodes 128 amino acids.